AGAUUCCAUUAUGGCAUUGUUGUUUAAUCUUGAAACUUUAAUGUGUUAUCAGUUGUAUUUCCUGUCAAUGACUAAACUAGCAUUUGUACCGCGCAUCAGUAAAGAUUGGCCCCUCGUUCCAUUUAAGUAUUAAGUAUAUACAACAUCCUUCUACACGACAAAACGGAUGGAAACUUCAAUAAGCAUGGAGAUCUACAACAUCUUUGUGUGUGGCUGGGUCAAGGAAAUUGUUAUCAACAUUCUACCGGAUGAAUCGUGCAUCAUUUUAGCUCAGUUUCCCGGCUCACUGGCUGCUUCUUCAGUACUGCGCGACACGCGGAGGGGAUUUAAACGACAGGCGGCCAGCAGCAAGCGGACCAGCGAGCGGAGGACCACCACCAUGUUUACCGGCGGGCUGAGGGCGUGCGCGGCCGUGUGCGCCUUGUGGAUUACGGUGCUGACGAGCACGCGGAGCGGCGUGUGCGCCAAGAGGCAGGAGGACUCCUUCUCCACCGCCAGUGUCUACCGGGCACGGUGCGCCUCUCGGUGCCUCAGCCUGCACAUCACCCGCAUCUCCGCCUUCUUCAAGCACUCGCAGAAUAAUGGAUCCUUGGUGUGGUGCCAGAAUCACAAGCAGUGCUCCAAGUGCCUGGAGCCCUGCAAGGAAUCCUGGGACCUGAAAGAAAACCAGUGCCAGGAUUUGUGCGAGCCCCUCUUUCCCAAGAAGCAUUACGAGUGUCUCACCAGCUGCGAGUUUCUUAAGUCAAUCGAAGGCGUCAAGCAGGGCGACUGUCCUGCUCCGGAGAAGGCAAGUGGCUUUGCGGCAGCCUGCGUGGAGAGCUGCGAGGAGGAUGCAGAGUGUUCGGCCGUCAAAAAGUGCUGCUCCAACGGCUGUGGCCACACCUGCCAGCUGCCCAAGAACCUCUACAAAGGAGUCCCCCUGAAGCCCAGGAAAGAGCUGGCGUUUGCCGAGCUUCCCUCCGGCCAGUUGGAGAUCCGCUGGUCCUCCAAGUUCAACAUCUCGGUGGAGCCCGUUCUCUAUGUGGUGCAGCGACGCUGGAACUUUGGCAUCCACCCCAGCGAGGAUGACGCAACGGAGUGGCAGACAGUCGCACAGACUGCCGAAGAACGCGUCCAACUGGCGGACAUCAGAGCCAGCAGAUGGUACCAGUUCAGAGUGGCGGCCAUCAACGUGCACGGGACCCGCGGCUUCACCGCACCCAGCAAACACUUCCGCUCCACUAGAGAUCCGUCUGCCCCACCACGCCCAAGCAGUCUGCGUGUCACCAACGUGACGCAGGGGGAUGAAGGACUGGUGACAGCUCGUCUCAAUUGGACCUUGCCAGAGGAGCCCGACAUCCCCAUUCAUCACUACAAAGUGUUCUGGAGCUGGACCGUGCCCACCAAGUCAAUGGUUUCAUCCAAGAAGAGAAGGAGAAAGACCACCAACGGGGCUCAGACAUGGGUGGACCUGGAGGCCUUGCAAGCGAACAGCAGCUACACGGCGGAGCUGCAGGCUGUGACGUACUGGGGACAGGUGCGACUGAAGAGUCCCAAGGCCCUGCUGCAAUUCAGCACCAACCAGAAUUCCGAAUCAGUCAAACUGGUGCACAAGUGGAAGAAAGAGGAGAUAUCCCUGUCUGGGACGACCUUAGCCAAAGCGAAACGGCCUUCUGGUCCUCUAGAGGUGGGCACGCCCUUCUACCUGGAUGGCCAGCUGCAAGUUCGUGUCUACUGGAAGAACCGUGGAGAGCCUGGAGUUAACCGCUACCACGUGCAAUGGAUGCCUGAGUACUGCCAUCACAACGAGACACGGGGACCAGAGAAAUCCUCGACCCAGGAGAACUACAUCAACCUCCCGGGCCUGUUGUUCUCCUGCAAGUACAAAGUCACGGUUCACAUGCACAAGUCCAAGAGACGCUCCAAGGAGGAGAGCACCACCUUCCUCACCCCGUCCUGCGCUACCAUUCGGAGCAAGACCCACAAGCACAUCCCCUGCCCCGGGGAGGGAGCUGCAGGGCUUCCCAAAGUUCUGGCAAAGCCUGAAAAUUUGACAGCGACGUUUUCCAUCAGUGGGGUAAAUAUCACCGGCAACUUCCUGUGGCGUGUUUCCCGAGUGGCGCCCCAUCAGCGGAUUACAGGCUUUCAAGUCACCUGGGCUGAGAUCACCUCUGAGAGUCGGCAGAACAGCCUGCCCAACAGCAUCAUCUCCCAGUCCCAGAUCCUGCCUCCGGAUCAUAAUUUGCUGGUCGUUUCCAACCUGCGGCCAUCUACUUACUACAGACUGGAGGUACAAGUGAUAACGACUGGAGGCGAGGGUCCCGCAACUGUCAAGACCUUCCAGACUCCCAACAUAUCACCAGUCAGUCAGCAUCGGCCCAGACUCCGACAACACCAGUCUCAUCACCAAAAACCAUCAGUCGAGAGACACUGAGUGGCAAAGUGAUGCAAAGUCAGUCAGUUGCUCUUUCCUUCCCACGUGUCAAAGACUAUCGGGGGAAGAGCGUGGAACCGUGAACUGUCCCAGGUCCGACCCCGUCCAGGUCCUUUUAAAAUAAAACAAAAAAAAACCCUGAUCCUCUUCCUUUAGGGAGCCGUUAACACAUCGGCUAUUUCUCCUGAAACCGCUCUGUGUACAGUUGAUCUUUUUUUUGUUGUUUUAUUACUCCAACACAAAGUCUACUGUGGUGCAUUUGUUUGCUGGCCUAUGGAAGUUAGGCCACUCCAAAUUGUAAAACAGUGUAGGUUGAGAUGAUCACAGGAGGAGCAACAUGCACCACAAGUCACUGAAGAGAAGCAGUUAGUCUGUAAAAACACCAUUCUUUGAGGAAGGUUAACAUCAUCUAUUUAUUUUGUCAUCGUUGUCUAACCCAGAGUCUGUCACGUGGUAUGUUGCAUGUGGUACAUUUUGUGCUUGCAAUGGUUCUGCAUGACGACCAUUCUGUUGGCAUGAAAAAAAAAAAAUUAUAAAUUGUCCUUUUAUUUCUUGAUAUGUUAGCGAUAUUCCAUUAACAGAUUAACAAAGAACUAUACUGGGAACACUAUGUAAUGUUUUAUUAAUGAAAUUAUAACGCGUGGAAAUGAUGCAUUGUACAUCUUUUUCUUGGCUGUGGAAAAUGUUCGUGGAGCAGUCAGUGAAUGUCUAUAUUUAUUUAUGUGUGUAUUCCAGGUUUGAUUUGGAUGUGCGUGGAUGUGGAUGUUUUGUGUGUUUUUAGCCUCUCUUCUUUUUUGUUUUUUUGUUUUCGGGAAGCAACGCAAAUCUUGUAAAGACACUUUGUAAAAAUGGAAUUGUAAAUACAGUCUUAUGUUACAUGUUAUUUUUCCAUGGUAGAAACUGUACAAACUGCGAAGUAAUAAAACAACCCCUUAACCAGA
This is a messenger RNA of Nerophis lumbriciformis (worm pipefish), 3354 nucleotides long. RefSeq names its product anosmin-1 (gene anos1). Gene Ontology annotation, biological process: neuron differentiation. Gene Ontology annotation, cellular component: cell surface; extracellular region. Gene Ontology annotation, molecular function: protein binding; peptidase inhibitor activity. Lineage: Eukaryota; Metazoa; Chordata; Actinopteri; Syngnathiformes; Syngnathidae. The record is from RefSeq and is a predicted model, not a curated record.